GAGGGGUUAGCCUUGGCUCAGGUUGUGCUGUUGCAUUUUGAUUUGGUUCUGCAUAUUUUCAUUAAAUGGGAUGUUUCUCAUUCAAGCUAUGUUAUUUAUUGAUGUAGUUUUCUAUAUGCCCUGAUUGAUGUGUGGUGUAUUUUGAAAAGUGUAGGACAUUGGUUGUUGCAAGGUUGCCUGUUGGAACGUUGUGAUGUGUGCAGACCGUGAAGACGUUGGCACAGAAGAGCUUGAUGGAGCAGAGGACGGCCACCUUCCACCACUGGAACGGCGCGUGCCUGUCCGCGGCACGCUGCCACAGUACGACACUCUGUCGGCCAGCUCCCUUCAUAUGACUACCACUGACACGGACUCCAUGUUGUCAGGCGGCUUCAACCGCGGUCCCUUCUUCGCUUCGCCGGGAAAGGCCCUCCACGGAGAGUUUGUAUUUCCCAUCCAAGGUUACGAAGUGAUGGAGGCACGAUCUAAGUUCACCAUCUUUAAGAUGAAGGUGCAGCAUGUGGCAUCACAACAACAAUGGUUUGUGUUUCGACGCUACACAGACUUCGCGCGGCUCAACAAGAAGUUGCGACUAUCGUUUCCUGGUUUGCGCCUCGCGCUACCGCCCAAGCGCUGGUUCGGCGACAACUUUGAUCCGUGUUUUUUGGAGGACCGUAUGCUUGGGUUACAAGCAUUCGUCACUAACAUCACCAGUCAUCCAGACAUAUCGCGGCACGAGGCGGUGCGCCAGUUCUUCUGUCUGGACGAGCCGCCGGACCCGCGCGACUCCCUCGAGGAGAGCCGUCUGCUUUGCGAGUCACUCGAGGAGACAGCCGGCUCGCAGGAGCUGCUGCUGAAACAGCGGGACCUGGAGAUCGCCAGACUGCGUGCCCAGCUGGCCAUGGUACGACAGCAAUACGAUGUUCUCGUGGCUCGUCUGAGGAGUGGGCGGCGACCGGGGUCGGCGGGGUCCGCCCGCCGUCGGCUGGGGCCGCUGUUGGGAGUUGACGGCACCCAGUCUGCCAGUCAGACGGACCUCCCUGGCAGCGACUCCGACGGACGGGAGCCACCUCUGGCACCGCUUCCUCCUUCAUGCGAGCGGCAGUGACAAAAUAGCAGUGGUAACAAGUGGUGGGCUUGUGGGCUCUGAUCUGAAGGUCUAUCUCAUAAGCUGUGGGUCACCGUCCUGGAUAGCUUACCCUCUUGGCUGUGUAUUGGGGCCUGUGUGAACACUAGACAGCUUUAUACGAGCACUUGAGUUUUCGGUUUCGCUAUGCUUAUUGGAGUUAUUUCAUUUUACGCUUUUGAUGGUUUUCGGGAUUUGUGCAUUUCUGACAAUUAUUUACCACAAGUUCGUGCUGUAAGUUAUUUCCAUCAGCAAGGAAGACAUUGCUCUAGCCGCGAGUCCAAGUUUAUCACGUUAUCAAUCUUGAUAAGGCGCCUAGAACAAGACAUUGUUGAAUAACUCGCUCUUUAAAAUCUUGACUAUAUUUGAUAAGGUAGAUAGGUAUCUGAUGUCAUAUGUUAUUGCUUGUAAAAUAUCUAUGAGCGAUAGGCUCAUGAGAGGCGUAGGUAUCAUUAUACACAACCGUACCCCAACCUCGAACUGCUUCGGUUGUUUUCAAUAGAAAACGCAAUCCUAACGAAUAGUGUUAUCUAUUUCAAACAACUUGCGGUUAUGUUUAUACUGUAUGGGAUAUUGCAACUAAAUGUACUACAAGUCUUCCAUUAUUUAACAAGAUAGAAAUGCAUUCGACCAAGAGUAAAUAGUUUGUGUGCUUGAACGAUUAUUCUGUGGGAAUAAAACACACAUUGGAGAAUUUAUUUUCUGUUGGAGC
Amphibalanus amphitrite is the source of this 1817-nucleotide messenger RNA. Its product is annotated as sorting nexin-16-like. Bases 194 to 1087 code for a protein of 297 amino acids. Gene Ontology annotation, molecular function: phosphatidylinositol binding. Gene Ontology annotation, cellular component: late endosome; early endosome; extrinsic component of endosome membrane. Lineage: Eukaryota; Metazoa; Arthropoda; Thecostraca; Balanomorpha; Balanidae. Gene Ontology annotation, biological process: protein targeting to lysosome; early endosome to late endosome transport; endosome to lysosome transport. The record is from RefSeq and is a predicted model, not a curated record. The transcript has 2 exons.